CUCGCGCUGUGGCGUGGGAGCCGCACCGUUAGCCGUGGAGCUCGCGUGCGCAGCAUUAGCUCGCUAGACGGCUAACUGGGCAUUUUGAGCCGAGUCCUAAUGAAACCCCGUCGGUAACUAGCAGCUGGCUAGUUAGCGUGGUCGAACGAGUGAGCGCUGUUUGCGGGACUGCGGCCGCGGAUAACUAGGUCCUGGGGAAUAGCUGAAGUCUUCGGUUACCGCCUAGCCCGCUACAUGCCGCCCUAAGUGUGGAGGCGGGGGGCACACGAUACUUUCUCUUGUUUACGUUACUGCCUGGUCAGCUGUCUGGCGUGACACUGCCAAAACCAGCAGCGGGUGAUCUCCUAAAACCAGCGUCCGGAUACCCUGCUCACCCCUCACAAUCAGCCAGUUCCUAUCCUAUUCCCUACCUUCAUACAACGCCAGGAGAGGGUUACUGAAGUCUGGUGGCAUUUUUCUGGAGGAUUAAAGCGAUUUAUGGUCGGUUAAAUAUAAUCGGGUGUAUAAUACGUCAGUUGGUUCUUUGGUCAAAUUCCCAGCAGUACUGUUUAAUACGUCAGGUCAGCUGUCAGGUCUUUCACUAAGGACGGGUUUAUCAAAUUUGAAGUUAAGUGAACUCUGGCACAUCGCGAUAAACUGUUUCUGUUAAAGAACGUUUAGGACAGGGUGUAACCCAAGGGGGUGUGUAUGUGCGUAGUCUGUAUAAGGAAAUAACAACUGGCUUUCCACAGCGUUGUACAGAUGGACAAGCCUACGUUUCAUGUCACAUGUCAGCUCGAGGCUUGCUUUUGUGAUAUGGGUUAGGACAGCCUGGUAGAUGUGCUGGAAAUAGUCUGCCCGCGAAACGCCCGCUGCCAGCAUUUAUUUUUAAGAGCACUGAGAAGGUUGAGGUUCACUUGAACAGUUGGUUCGUGCCAGCCCGUGUUCUCCACCUGUCUGUAGCGAGGCUGCUUCGUGACCUGACAGCCGCUGUCAGCUAUUUUCCCCCCUCCCUCCUUCUUGGGCUCUGGUCACCUUGUGGCUCCGCUUUUCAGCUGAACUCGCGAUGCCGCAGCUGUUACUUUUACUGGAUUAAAUCGGAGGGGCAGAUAAGGGGCAGGCACCAGCGGGAAGCAGUAAUCUCUUUGCACACCCCCAGUCUUCCUGCACUUACACAACGCAGCACACGGCUGGCUCCCGUUGUAUCUUUGCCUCUGAGGGUCAACGGUGAGGAUGAUGUGUGGGCCCGCCCUGGAGCUGAUGGCCUAGCCAGUGGCUACACAGAGCCAGCGUAGCAGGGGGGAGGGAGGGGGUGAGGGUUGUGGAAUGCUGCGGUGGACGGUGCACCUGGAGGGUGGACCGCGGCGGGUCAACCACGCGGCGGUGGCUGUGGGCCACAGAGUCUACUCCUUCGGGGGUUACUGCUCUGGCGAGGACUACGAGACGCUGCGACAGAUCGACGUCCACGUCUUCAAUGCAGUGUCACUGCGUUGGAUGAAGUUGCCACCUGUGCGCACUGGCGGGAGGGAGCAUGCGCGGGAGGUGCCCUACAUGCGUUACGGCCACACAGCCGUGCUGGUGGACGACACUAUCUACCUGUGGGGGGGGCGCAACGACACAGAGGGGGCCUGCAACGUGCUCUACGCCUUCAACGUCAACAAUCACAGGUGGUCCACACCCAAGGUUUCCGGGACGAUCCCAGGAGCGAGAGAUGGGCACUCGGCCUGUGUCCUGGGGAAGACCAUGUACAUCUUUGGUGGAUAUGAGCAGCUUGCUGACUGUUUCUCUAAUGACAUCCACAAGCUAGACACAGUGACCGUGACCUGGUCUUUGGUCAAUGCCAAGGGUACGCCGGCUCGCUGGAGGGACUUUCAUUCUGCCACUAUCAUCGGCAGCAAGAUGUUUGUGUUCGGGGGCCGGGCCGACCGCUUCGGGCCUUUCCACUCCAACAACGAGAUCUACUGCAACAAGAUCAAGGUGUUUGACACAGACACCAACUGCUGGCUGGACUCCCCCUCCACACAGCUGCUACCCGAGGGACGCCGGAGCCACUCAGCCUUCGCUUAUAACGGGGAGCUCUUCAUCUUUGGAGGCUACAACGCCCGCCUGGAUCGCCACUUCAAUGACCUCUGGAAGUUUAAUCCAGAAAGCUUCUCUUGGAAGAAGGUGGAUCCCAAGGGGAAAGGUCCAUGCCCCCGCAGGCGUCAGUGCUGCUGCAUGGUGGGAGACAAGAUCAUCCUGUUUGGUGGAACCAGCCCGUGUCCGGAACAAGGGAUGGGUGAUGAAUUCAACCUGAUGGACCAUUCGGACCUGUACAUCCUGGACUUCAGCCCUAAUUUGAAGACAUUAUGCAAAAUAGCCGUUAUUCAGUACAGCCUCGAUCAGUCGGCUCUGCCACAUGACAUCCGGUGGGAGCUGACGGCCAUGACCACCAACAGCAACAUCAGCAGACCCAUCUUCUCGUCCCACGGCUGAGCGGCCCGGGCCGACCCGACCCGCACCUCAGGUUCUGGCAGGACGAGGCCUGUCUGCGUGCUGCCGGUCGUGGAGCUUGUCCCUUUUUAAUUUUUUUUUUAUUUUUAUUCUUAUAUUUUUUUUUGUUCAUUUCACAUCCGCUGUUUCUAGUUUGCGGGUCUUUGGAUCAGUAGGGUGUUGCAGAAUCCUUCAGUAUUUCUCGUCCCCCUUCAGAGGACACUGGACCAGGGAUGUCGGUGGAAGUGCUUCAUGUCGUUCUAUUCCUCAUUCUCACAGACGCCUGCAGAUGUCUUUGGAUGAAGUAGCCAGUGGAUGUGUUAUUUAAUUUUUUUAUUAUUUUUUUUUAAAGCAGCAAGGUGUGUUUUGAAUGACCAGGUGUGAGUUCAUUGGGCAGCACACAGAAAACCCCACCCUCUUCCUGUCCAAUAGCAGUACACGUUCCACCGCACCGUGAUUUUCCAUUUCUGGAGGCUGUUGCCCUCAGUGAGACGAUCUUCCAAACUGUGUCACCCUCGUGCACCAUCGGCAGCACCAGGACGCAGACGCUGCUCCGCCCUCUGCAGAGGGGGGGUGCCGAACGUGAGACUGGUGCCGUCCAGCUGUUGCUUCUGGAGUCUGGGCCUUUGUCCUUCAACCUGUUACCUCUACCAGCUUUUGGUAGCCACUGGCGGGCAGAAGGGGACCCCCCCCCCCUUUCAAUUGGACGUGGAGAUCUUGCAGGGCGUCUUCCUGCAAGUCAGCCGGUGCCACAGAAUUCUGGCUCCGCCCCCCUUACCUCCUGAAGCCGAUGACCCUCAUAUAGAGGCAGAGUCAUGCAAACUCGCCAUGACAACCUGCCGCCGCUGCCUUCGAAGGCGCCGGGUGGCUGUGUCUAUCACCCGUCUCAUUUUCCUGCUUCAUCGCGGCAAAUCCUGUUUUGGUUCUGCGGUCACCGUGGCGACCUUCUCCUAUGCUGGUGUUGUUUCCUGUUUGCUUUUUAUUAAUUUUUUUUUUCCCCGUGACCCAUGGUCUGGCAUGUAGUGAUGCAAACCCUGGUCCGCACUUUACAUGUAAAUCCAUUUAUUUUGCCCUUGUGUCACCAACCCCCCCCCCCAAAACAGACUAUUCUCUGUCCAAAUGAAAGUGAUUUGCGAUUAAUCUCCUGCUCUGAUUUCGAUCAUGGAAACGCAUUUCAGCCAAACACAUGAGGGCAGGUACAGCAUCAGGAGGAUGAGGACUGGCUGUGCACCACCGAGUCCUUGGGCGCACGUGCCAUGAGACUGAAGACCUGUGUUGCUCAAUGAUUUGCUCCCUUUAUUCCUGCAUUUCCUAGCAGUGUUGCCCCCUACAGACCAUCGCGCCCCACCUGCCUCCCUGGCCAUGUAUACGGCUGCACAUUCACCUCAGACAAGCGGAGGAGUGGGCAGUCAGCGGCGGAAACGUGAGUGUCCCACAGCGAUGGACCAGCCGCCCAGGCCAGGUGGACUUGGGCAGAGGGAACAUCGAGUAAGACUUCCUCCUAAGAAUGAGCGGGCCGUUUGGACCCCGCUCAAGUCGUCCAGGCGGUUGGCAUGGUUUUUUCUUUUCUUUUUUUUUUAAUUUAAUCCCCCUCUCCUCCCCAUUUUAAUCCUUAUCCCCUGAAAUUUGUAGUGUGUGUUUUGUACCUCUGUGAGUAUGUUAACCAACUGGUGCUCGGCAACUUUGAAACAUUUUUGUUCAGGAAAAUGUGUGGGGUGAAUUUGUUAAAGAUUUAUUGUCAUAUGUGAAUUUAGUAAUGACUCUCUAACCACAGACAGGCAUUAACAGUUCUUGGGCAGGAAGUGGGCGGUAUUCUGUAGUCCCACAGGGUCUCGGUGUGCGGUCACAGGCUUUUUGCUCUACAUUUAUAUAAUAAAAAUGAGAUAUGUCCCACCAAGAUUGAAUAAAACUUUUAUUGUGCAAUAUGCUCUUGAAAUUGUGUCAAUAAAAUGGAUGCGGUUUUAUUUGCA
This is a messenger RNA of Brienomyrus brachyistius, 4421 nucleotides long. RefSeq names its product kelch domain containing 3 (gene klhdc3). Gene Ontology annotation, cellular component: cytoplasm. The transcript has 12 exons. NCBI's taxonomy places the organism in Eukaryota, Metazoa, Chordata, Actinopteri, Osteoglossiformes, Mormyridae. Gene Ontology annotation, molecular function: protein binding; chromatin binding. The coding region runs from base 1306 to 2454 and encodes 382 amino acids. The record is from RefSeq and is a predicted model, not a curated record.